AUGAACACCCGUGACAAGAAAGGAUCACCGAGGCUUGCCCCGUUCACGCCUGAGAACAUUACUGAUGUGAUGUCUACUCAUUCACGCAUUCCGUCUCGAUCCAUCCGACCGUCAUCGCUUCUCACCACCCAACAUCGCUGCGGGAACGGACAUCGGUCCCGCGCCAGAUACGAUUUCACCGUGGCAGACCGAACCCCCAACCAAGUUCCCAUAUAUCCCCCAGACUCCGACCACCGCGCAAACAACCCGCAACCCCCGGCUCCCUCUUCCGACACUGUCGAACCCGCCCCAGUUUCCGCUCCACCGUUCCCAGCUGCUCCCCCGCAGCCACCGUCCGUGACGCCAUCGGUUCCCACCAGUCUUCCACCGUUGUACGUCCCUCAAGGUCCACACGACCGCCCGCACCCCUACACUCCAUCCCAAGUUCUCGGACGCCGCCAAACCAGUGAUUUGGACGAAAGCGGACAAGACGAAUACCGCCUCGCCUCGAACGACAUCUCAGUCAGCGCGACCUCUUCGGCCGCUACUACUACCACUUAUACCUCCCCGCGGCCACUCAAGCGGAGACGCGGGAUCAUGUCGGCCGACAUCGAUGGCCAGAACUCGUCGAAUGGGUUUGGGCAGUCACUAUCUAAUGGAUCUCGGCCAGAGGCGGGCUUCACAAUGGCGGUAUCUAAUGGAAAUGGGACGCUCAAGGCAGCAUCUGGGCCAUCAAAUGGGUCAGCUUGGGAGGCGAAUCGCCCAAGGUUACAAUCAGGGAGAUACCACGGCCACAACCGGGAACAGUUUACACGCCUCGUGAUACAGGCUAUGACGGAGAUGGGAUACAACGACGCAGCAGACAAACUCAGUCAGGACAGCGGCUACCGACUCGAAAACCCUACGGUGGCUGCCUUUCGAGCUGCUGUCUUGGACGGUGAUUGGGGAAAGGCGGAGGAGCUUCUUAAUAAUGCGCACGUUGCUGGAAUAGCAGAUCCUGGUUUGAGGGAUGGCCUGAUACUUGCCCCAGGAGCGGAUCGCAACAUGAUGAAGCUUUGGCUGAGACAGCAGAAGUACUUGGAGCUAUUAGAAAGGCGCGAAACACCACGGGCUUUGGUGGUGCUGCGGACGGAGCUCACACCGUUGUGCGGGGAUCAGCACCAGAAGCUGGAGUUCCUGUCAAGCCUUCUCAUGUGUGCGAGUGCCGAGGACCUGAAGGAGAAGGCCGUAUGGGACGGUGCUCGCGGAGAAAGUCGGCACGCCUUGCUCUCUGAGCUAUCUAAAUUCGUUUCGCCUUCGGUUAUGCUCCCUGAGCACAGGUUGGCGGCACUUCUUAAUCAGGCACAAGAAAUCCAAAUUAGCAACUGCCUAUAUCACUCGACCCUCCAAACACCCUCUCUUUACAAGGACCACGUGUGCGACAGGAAGGCUUUUCCCGCGAUUGCCAAGUAUAAGCUGGAUGAACACAACGGCAAUGAAGUGUGGCAAGUAAGGUUUUCACAUGACGGAACACGCUUAGCAAGUUGCGGCAUGGAGCGUCUUGUCGUCAUCUAUAGCGUGCCUGACUUUAAAGUGAUACACAAGUUAGACACAGGCGACGAGCAACACGAUAACCGGGGUGUAGGUAAUAUCGCAUGGAGCCCGGACGACAAGAUGCUCGUCACUUGCGCAAUGAACGCAAAAGUGUGGGAUACCGAGACUGGAGCGCUAAUCAGGACCAUCGACCAAUUCAACGAGCCAGUCAGUAGUUGCGCUUGGGCCAGCAACUACGUUCUUAUCACCGGGUCCUUCGACAAGGAAAGGUCAAUCUGUUCCUGGAAUCUCGGCAUAGCCGAUGUGUUCAAGACUGUGUGGACGAAGGACCAUCGAACGGAAGACCUGGCGCUGUCCCCCGAUAGAAACUGGGUUGUUGCCCUGGACGAGCAAAAGCGGUUUCAUGUCUACAACUACCACACGCGCGAGCAGGUUUAUUCACACGAGUUGAAGGAUAGAGGAACAUCACUCUGUAUAAGCCAGGACUCGACGUCUCUGUUGGUCAAUACGCAAGUAGGAACAGCGACUUUGUAUGAUAUUCCCACCAAGGAUGUCAUUCGCCAGUACAAUCAGCACAAGGGUGGGGACUUUCUUAUCAGGGCUUACCUUGGUGGCGCGAAUGAGGGUUUCGUCCUGUCUGGGAGCGAGGACGGGUCAAUAUAUAUCUACCACAAGAACACGGGCAUCUUGGUGGCGAGGCUUAAGGGAGCUCAUGCACCGCGUUGCAACUCUGCCGCGUGGAAUCCAUCAGACCCGCGCAUGAUUGCUAGCUGCGGAGAUGAUGGGUUGGUAAAGAUUUGGUACCCAGAAUGGCCCGACUGGGAUGAGGAUAUGGAACACAGCGCAAAUAACAACAACGGAACCGUCCACGACACAGCGAGGCCGCGAUAGAAUAUAGGGCGUCUGUCUUUGCCGCUUACAGAACGUGUACUUUUCGUGGUUGAAAAUCAGUUGAGGAACGACAUCCAGCCAUGGAAGGUCACGGAAGAUUAAGUGUUGAGGAUUGUCAUGGAAGGAAGGAUAAGGACGGUACACCACCCAGCGUUGUAU
Neurospora tetraspora is the source of this 2562-nucleotide messenger RNA. RefSeq names its product WD40 repeat-like protein. Gene Ontology annotation, biological process: proteasome-mediated ubiquitin-dependent protein catabolic process. Lineage: Eukaryota; Fungi; Ascomycota; Sordariomycetes; Sordariales; Sordariaceae. The record is from RefSeq and is a predicted model, not a curated record. The coding region runs from base 1 to 2403 and encodes 800 amino acids. The transcript has 6 exons. Gene Ontology annotation, molecular function: protein binding. Gene Ontology annotation, cellular component: GID complex.